AUCUCAUUUUAUUUUCCAAAACAUACCCUUACAUUUCCAUCUUUGACUGUUUGACCUUCUGACCCAUCUGUCUAUACUUCGGAAUCCAGUAACCAUAUCAAUUUUCUCAUGCAUUUUCCACCGAAAACAAAGAUUUAUGAAUCCGUUUUCAGAUUAUUGGUAUUAGAUUCAAAAAAGUUAAGAAAAGAUGCCAGCGGUAGCUGCGAUCCAUCCCCAUCUCGGAAGGGGAAUGGUUACCGGAGCUAAGCAUACGAGCGCCUAUGACCUUGUUGAAGAGAUGUGCUAUCUCUAUGUACACGUGAACAUGGCCAAAGACUUGGCCGGAAAAGAUGUCAGCGGUAGUUUUGGUCCUUGCGUGGAGGUAAAGCUUGGAGACUACAAGGGUACAACUCGUCGUCUUGCGAAGAAGUCGAAUCCCGAGUGGAACCAGGUGUUUGCAUUUGGAAGUGACCGGAUUCAGUCCGCGGUGCUUGAAAUAACUGCGAAGAAUACAAAUUGUACGACGGACGAUUUUAUGGGUCGGGUUAUUUUUAAUACUAAGGAGAUUCCUAAACGGGUUCCCCCGGACAGUCCAUCGGCGCCUCAGUGGUAUGGAUUGGAGGAUAGGAAGAGGGAGAAGGUUAGGGGGGAGCUGAUGUUGGCUGUUUGGAUGGGCACACAAGCUGAUGAAGCCUUUCCGGAAGCAUGGGAUUCAGACUGGGAGGGAGUUAGCGGGACUGAUGUUCUUAGUAGUCUUCCGUCGAAGGUGUACUACUCUCCUGAGAUUUGGUAUUUGAGGGUCAAUGUAAUUGAAGCUCAGGACUUGCAGCCGAGUGAUAAGGGUAGGUUCCCAGAAACGUUUGUCGAGGCUAUUCUGGGAAAUCAGGUAUUAAGAACCAGAAAUUCUCAAAGCGGGACUACGAAUCCUGUCUGGAAUGAGGAUUUAAUGUUUGUAGCAGCGAAGCCAUUUGAGGAGCCCUUAAUUCUGAGAGUCGAAGAGAGACUUUCCCCGAGCAAGGGUGAACUUUUGGGGAGGUACGAAAUUCCCCUGCAGGAUGUUGAUAUGAGGUUCGAUCAUAAACCUGUCAACGCUAGGUGGUAUGAUCUCGAAAAGCAUGUCAUUGUAGAAGGGGAGCAGAAGAAGGAAAUCAAAGUUCCCGGCAAGAUUCAUAUGAGGAUCUGCUUGGAAGGUGGUUAUCACGUCCUGGACGAAUCAACGCACCAUAUCAGUGACCUUCGUCCGACGGCAAAAGAGUUGUGGAAGUCCAGCAUUGGGGUACUGGAACUCGGAAUUCUAAAUGCUCAGGGGCUGAUGCCGAUGAAGACAAAAGAUGGUCGUGGAACAACAGAUGCCUAUUGUGUGGCAAAGUAUGGUCACAAGUGGGUCAGGACAAGGACGAUUAUUGACAGUUUGAGACCCAAGUGGAAUGAGCAAUAUGCCUGGGAGGUAUUUGAUCCUUGUACAGUCGUAACAAUUGGGGUGUUUGAUAACUGUCAUUUGCACGGAGGAGAUGGUAAGUAUGGAAGGGCAAGGGAUUCAAGAAUUGGGAAGGUAAGGAUACGCAUUUCGACCCUUGAAACCGGUCGGGUUUAUAAACACGAGUAUCCCCUAAUGGUAUUACACUCCAGUGGACUGAAGAAGAUGGGUGAAAUUCAUUUGGCCGUGAAGUUCAGUUGCUCCUCUUUGCUUAGGAUGAUGCAUAUGUACUCGCAACGUCUUUUACCUAAAAUGCACUAUGUUCAUCCAAUCUCUCCUACACAGCUUGAUUCCCUCAGAUCUCGCGCAAUUCAAGUUAUAUUCAUGAGGUUGAGCGUGGAUGAGCCACCGCUACAGAAAGAGGUGUUGGAGUACAUGUUGGAUCAGGGCUCCCAGAUGUGGAGCUUGAGAAGGAUCAAUGCAAAUUUUUCUAGGAUUAGGGGUAUUUUGCAUGAGUUAUUUGCUUUUAUCAAAUGGUUUGAUCAGAUUUGCAACUGGGAAAAACCCGUCACAACUGUAUUUGUCCAUGUCCUUUUUAUAAUCCUGGUCAUGUACCCGGAGAUCAUCUUACCCGCAUUUCUCCUAUACCUUUUCUUCAUCAUGCUUCGGUACCGCAUAGGGAGGCCAGGACAUCCUUCUGAACUGGGCAAUCACAUUUUACAUGAGGAUCCCGACAUCUUAGAUGAAGAAUUUGAUGCAUUCCCAACUUCACGGCCUUCGGGCAUUGUAAGGAUGCGGUAUGAUCGGUUGAGAAUUACUGCUGGGGAGCUUCAGAAUACGCUUGGUGACUUGGCUAUUCAUGGGGAGAGGCUACAAGCGUUGCUGAACUGGCACGAUCCAAGAGCAACAUCUCUGUUUGCUAUUUUCUGUCUGUCUGCUGCCAUUAUUCUUCAUAUCACACCAUUCCGAGUUGUGGCUCUUCUCGCAGGAUUUUAUAUGUUGAGGCAUCCAAUGUUUCGUGACAAGCUUCCUUCCUUUUCAGUACUUUUGAAUUUCUUCGGGAGGUUGCCGUCAAAAACAUUAUGCUUGUUGUGAGCAAGUUAAGCUAGUUUUAUCUGCAAAUGGUUUUGAGUUACUUCCUUCGUGUUACGUUAGCGGAGAAGAUGCGGAAAUAAAUUAUGGAGAUUGUUGUCUGCUUUCAAUGUUUGGCGGCUGAUGUUGGGUUCUGUGUGUAUUGUGUAACCAACCCUCUUUUGGGCAAUUUCGGCUCAAUGAUGCCGUUUUACAGUAUUUCUGUUUGAAGCCUGAAUUUAUGGUAAUGGGUCUCUGUUCCACUAUAAUUGUGUGUAAGGUUUAUUAGGAUAUCUCUAUGCGCCAUUAGAUUUUGCGUUGGAGUUGCUUCUUUUUCUUCAAAAUCGAUGGAAAAGCAUAUAAUGUUUUGAGAUGUAUCUGUCCUCAAUCUUAGUAUUUGCUCUUGAUAGUUGA
Molecule: messenger RNA, 2881 nt
Organism: Juglans regia (Persian walnut)
Lineage: Eukaryota; Viridiplantae; Streptophyta; Magnoliopsida; Fagales; Juglandaceae
Product: FT-interacting protein 3-like
Exons: 1
Coding region: 188-2491 (767 amino acids)
Source: RefSeq, a predicted model, not a curated record